CUAUUCUGUGAUCGUGUCUUCGCUUCUGCCUCCACCACACCGACAACCUCGCGGAGGAGCUGUCAUCUCAGUGGUUAGGAUGCUUUUUGAUGUGAAUAGCGACAAUGUCAAAGCGUAUGUGAUGAACGACGCGGAAGUGGCGGAAAGCAGUCUGAUCCCGCACGUCUUACCAAUGGAGAUAAUCUGUGAAGCCUUUCUCCUUGCCGCCGUACGGAAUCCUGGGACUGCAGCAAAGCUCAGCCUUGUUUGCCAGUCUGCACAUUUUUGGAUGCUUCCUGCACUAUAUUCGACUGUGACACUCACAUCCUCAGACCAGAUUGUGCCCUUUGCGCGGUCACUCAGGGCUUCCACCAUACAGGUCGAGGAAGGCAGCGCCGAACGCUCUCUCGGCUCAUACGUACACCACCUCUGGUUUGGGCCUGUAAGCUCAGCCGCCGAGCACGACCUCUUUUACGCCUCUACUGCGUGGCCAGUCACGCUCUUGCAUCAGAUUCUAUCGCUUUCCCAGAAUCUCCGUGCUCUCGCCUUUGUCAAUGUCGCACAGCACCUUCUCUUUAGAUUCGAGGAGGUAAUUCCGUCCACAGUGGAGUCCAUUUACCUCGGGCCGGUGCAUGGGCGCCUGGACAUAUCGAAAUUACGAUGUUAUCGGAAUCUGCGACAUCUGACGAGCAUGGACACGUAUAUGAAUGACUGGGAAAUCCAGGAGAUCGUUACAUCGCCUCAUCUGCGCGUAUUUCGCCGCUUUUUCAGCACCUCGGCCAAGAUUGCUUUUGCGUUCGACCAGCUGCCAGUUAUGAAGAGGGUGAAGACGUUGGAGCGCUUGGAGAUUAUCAAUUGCGACGAGACCGCUGGAUCCGCCGCGCAGACACUGGGUCUGUGUGCGGCGGCGUACUACGAGUUCGCAGACGCGCGGAUCCUGCUGACUGGGAAGUCCAAUAUCAGGAAAGGGCGAAUGGAUAUCAUGGCCACUUUAUAUGACGAUUGGACUCAAUCGCUCGGCGUAUGUUCCCUAGAUGGGACGUCCACAGACGUCAAUGCUGUGUCUCGGGUAAUGGAACCGCUGUGAGUGAUGGUGAUGUUGAUGAUGGAAUUGAAGGCAUGUCUAUCGAGUCGAAUGCUCUUGCUUAUGUCCUCGAGCAUCUAUCUGUACAUAAACAUUCGAAUUUAUGAACUACUGCAAG
Molecule: messenger RNA, 1181 nt
Organism: Laetiporus sulphureus 93-53
Lineage: Eukaryota; Fungi; Basidiomycota; Agaricomycetes; Polyporales; Laetiporaceae
Exons: 4
Coding region: 80-1066 (328 amino acids)
Source: RefSeq, a predicted model, not a curated record